This is a messenger RNA of Rotaria sp. Silwood2, 393 nucleotides long. NCBI's taxonomy places the organism in Eukaryota, Metazoa, Rotifera, Eurotatoria, Philodinida, Philodinidae. The record is from the annotation of a GenBank genome assembly.
AUGAGUUUACCAAAUUUAUCAAAUACAAUGUAUCUUCGUACAUUGACUAUUAAUAUGAACACAUCAUAUUUUUUAAAACGUUUAUUAUCGCGUAUACCGUUUAUUGAAAAUCUUUCUCUUGGUGUAAAUGGCGAAGAGAUGAUGAAAGUUGCUGUUGUAAUAAGUUAUUCAGAACCUUUCGAGAUUAAACAACUGCCAAUUCCUCAAUUAGGACCUAUGGAUGUUUUAGUCGACAAUAUUGCUUGUGGUAUUCAAAUAACCACAAUAGGUGGUGGUGUUCAAGCAGCAAUUGCCACUGUUCCUUUAAUUGAAGUCUAUGAUGAAACAUUUAAAUCAGUUAGACGUGAUGGUUAUGUCAUAGUUGUAGCAUUACCUAAUGCUAAAAUGUCCUGA